CAUCCAAUCUUUUGCUGAAAGCAAUAUUCCGUGCUCAGGACAAUAAGAAAGGCUGUGUAGUGUUGCCCGAGUUUGGCAGAUGGAAUCAAAAGAGAGCGGGGAGAAGGAGGCCCAACAGGACUUUGUGUUUCAUUGCCUGGAAAGGAACGCCACACGCAGAGACCCAGGAAGGAAAAGGCCAAGCAAACCCCUGCAUCCAUGACCUAGUGUGUACAUUUGGGAUUGGCAGUAGCCCUUUUUUCUUCCUGUUGGACUGAGCUUUUCUCUAGGACACGCUGCAUGGCAGAGGAUUGCUGGGCUGCUGUGCUAUUGGCUGAAGAGGAGACAAAGCCCCGUGUUUUAGAGACACUCCGGGCAGCAGAGAGCUCCUGCCUGGGCUGCCUUUCACUUCUCAGCACUGAACGGCUUCUCUGUUCUUGCCACUCUUCUGUUUCUAGGGGUUUUGGAACCGUUUAUAAGGCCUUUGACGCUGCCACAGGACAAGCGGUGGCCAUAAAGAAACUCGAUCUCCAGCAACAGGGCUGCGAGGAAAUGGUGAAAGAAAUCCUGGUCAUGAGGGAAAUGAAGAACCCCAAUAUUGUCACCUACCUCGAAAGCUACCUUGCCAAUGAGGCUGUGUGGCUGGUGUUGGAGUACAUGGAUGGAGGCUCCUUAGCUAUGGUGAUCCUCAUGAAGACAAUGGCUGUAGGACACAUAGCAACUGUCUGUCAGGAGGUAAGGAAUCCUUCUGCUUGUGCUUGGCAUGCCUUGGAGAGGCUCGACCUAUGA
Molecule: messenger RNA, 768 nt
Organism: Cyanistes caeruleus (blue tit)
Lineage: Eukaryota; Metazoa; Chordata; Aves; Passeriformes; Paridae
Source: RefSeq, a predicted model, not a curated record